AUGUCUGAUCCCAAAUAUCUCGACAUCCCAGCCGUGAUCUUUGAUAAUGGGUCCGGUUUAUGCAAAGCCGGUUUUGCUGGGGACAGCGCCCCCAGGUCAGUAAUCUCAGCCAUCGUUGGCCGUUCCAAAGCCAAAGCCACAAUGCUGGGAGCUGGCCAGAAGGAGUAUUACAUUGGACAAGAAGCUCAGUCCAAGAGGGGAGUCUUGUCCCUGAAUUACCCCAUUGACCACGGCAUAGUGACAUCUUGGGAUGACAUGGAGAGGAUAUGGAGGCAUGUGUAUGAGUGUGAACUGAGAAUCAAAUCCAGCGACAGGCCAGUGUUGCUGACAGAAGCUCCACUGAAUCCUCUACAAAACCGCGAGAGGAUGACCGAGAUUAUGUUCGAAAACUUUAAGGUGCCGGCUAUGUUUGUUGCUGUCCAAGCUACGCUAGCUCUGUAUGCAUCGGCGCGCACCACUGGAAUCAUCAUGGACAGUGGAGACGGGGUCACGCACACCGUCCCGAUCUAUGAAGGCUACUGCUUGCCACACGCCGUCUCCCGGUUGGACAUUGCCGGGAGGGAUAUCACCGAAUAUUUCAUGCGGCUCCUCCUGGAAAGUGGGCAUUCCUUUGUCAGCACAGCCGAAAGAGAAAUUGUGAGGGACAUCAAAGAGAAACUGUGCUACGUGGCCUUAGAUCCCAUCCAAGAAAUGAAAGCCAAGCCGGAGUAUCUGCUGAGAGAGUAUAAGCUGCCCGACGGGAAUGUCAUCUGGAUUGGCAGCCAGCUCUUUCGAGCCCCCGAGGCACUUUUUGCUCCCUCGAACAUCGGCGUUGAUGCUCCCGGCAUUCACAGAAUGCUUUUCAACAGCAUCAUGAAAUGUGACAUUGACGUCCGCAGAGAUCUUUAUGGAAAUAUUCUCCUAUCCGGAGGUUCCACCUUGUUCUGUGGACUGGAUGAACGCAUCUUGAGGGAAAUGCAGCUUCAGGUGCCAGUUGGGAUAUCAGUAAGAAUCAUUGCCCCACCAGAAAGGAAGUACUGUGUGUGGAUCGGGGCCUCCAUUCUGGCUUGCUUGACAUCUUUCAGACAGAUGUGGGUGACCCUCAAUGAUUACCAUGAUUUUGGCCCUGGUGUGGUUCACCGGAAAUGUUUUUGA
Varanus komodoensis (Komodo dragon) is the source of this 1134-nucleotide messenger RNA. RefSeq names its product actin-85C-like. The transcript has a single exon. The coding region runs from base 1 to 1134 and encodes 377 amino acids. NCBI's taxonomy places the organism in Eukaryota, Metazoa, Chordata, Lepidosauria, Squamata, Varanidae. The record is from RefSeq and is a predicted model, not a curated record.